AUGUAUGACAUCCCCGAGUCACUGAGGGACAUUUAUCAGGACGGGUUUUCGGAUCCGCACCCAGGAAACUGGGACUCGGUAAAUCGUAAUGGGGAAACCCAUAAAAUACAGUUACCAAGAGGCCAACUUGACCCAUAUGCUGACCCCGGUUUCUCAAGAGCCGCGGCUUGGGCAGCAUCCAACGUGGGCCUACUCUCUAAUUUGGGAGUAAUCCCUAUUUCACUUUCCGCUUUCGUGGUAGUUAACACUGACCAUCUAAUCGAGGAAGUCAACGCUUUCUGGGGUUUUAAACCAGUGAGAGAUCCAGGUCUUCUGUAUGCGCUUGCAUCAGAAUUCAACUUGGUUAGCCUCGAGCCAAAGGUGCCUCAGAAUAAUGAUGGGGUGAAAUCGGAAAGCUCAGAAACAGGGGAUACCCUGACAGAACUUAAUCCCUUCUUGAUUUUCAUCAAGAAAGAUGCCUCAGCGAGGCAGCUGCGCACAGCUCUAUCGAAUCUGGUUCAAUUUGAGCUAGGGCCAGACGCGAGGACAACUUUGUCAGACUUGGAGCUGAUCUAUGCCGCAGAAAACAUCCGCAGGAAGUUCUCAAACUGCCAGCUGUUCGCUUGCCUGAAAGAAGACCCUGAGUCGAUCAUCAGAAUCAAAUACACAUCCGAGCCAGUGAAGGGCAAGAAGCCGUCAUUCAUCAAGCGAGUUAGAGGAGCUUCAAACGGCUUAGGCGUAAAGCAAGAGGCUUUCAUGGAAGCUUGGUUCUCCUGGUUGCCCAGGUCAAGACUCGGUCCACGUUGGUCAAUCCACAAGAUGUUGAUGACCUCCAUCCUAACUGACUCUUACUGGACUUACGUCACCUGCAAAGUCCUGGAGGCAACUCCGGAUGCCAUGCAAAGGCGAACAUUGCGCCCAGACCCGAAUUGGUGGUUCGAGAGAUUAGUCGGUUACGCGGCAAUUGACAUCUUGGCGAUCACCGAUACAGUCCCAAACUCAUCAAAGGACCCGAUUGGCUUUGUAGAAGCAAUCGCAGCCAACGCCGCGGCUACGGAAAGAUGGGUAGACAAAGAAGACUUCGAAAAAGCGAAAGAAAUCAGAGCGAACCUGAUCUUUCCGACCAAAGACGCCGACGAGAACUUCGAAGGAGUCAAAAUGAGGUUAAUUCUCAACAACGCAGUCGCCUGCGGUCUCGACAGGCUCAACAAAUACCUAGAGCCCACAGACUACCGUCUGAUCCCCUUCGGGGCAGCUUGCCACCCUUUCUGGAGGAUGAAGCUCAGAGCUCAGCUGGCCACGAAGCUAGCGGAGAAAGUGGUGAAAACCAGGAAUAACGAAAAAGUCCUGUGCGAAAAGCUGAUGUUCAGAUCAAGGGACUGGAGACAGGCAAAAAUGGAGAAACAAACGAACACGUCCGGGAAACCGUUCGAAUUCCACUACUCUCUGACGACGCAAGAUCUGGCUGAUCCAGUCCUGUCGCUGUUCAAGGAAGUGCUGGAGGGAUUCAAGAAGGUGAAACUCACAGCUGUUGCGAUCAAGGAUUGGUUCGAUUCCAUCUACCAAUCUGCGGAAGAGACUAUCCUCAGCCAAAGGGAGACCUUUUGGGAAAGAAAUCCUCUGAUGAGCGGAGAUUGGGACACCAUUCGUACUUCGAUUCCGGGCAACCAGAUCGAGAUAGCUCGCUUCUCCUACGAACAGGCAACUAGGAAAAACAUGAGCAAGGACCACUCGAAGCUCCAGCUUAUCCCGGACCCGUGGUUCCCGCUGAUCAGCGAGUUCGCGCUCGGAAACACAGACUCGGACCUGGCUUGGCAAAUCCCAAGAGAUUUCUGGGAGGUCGAAGCAGAAGGAAGCAGAGCCUGGAAAGCCAGAGCUACCCGACUAGUCAAAUCGGCGGCGGUGGGACACUUUGCAGUGAAAGCUUGCAACAAAAGACCCGACGCGCCGAUCUCAGACCCACUUCAUGCGGUGAUAGAAUAUGCCGCGCAAACGGCAAAACAACCGGCCGAGGGCUCACUGAAGGAAACGAUCGAAAUAGUCGCGGAUAACCUUUUCGUCGCAUGCAGUGAAACCGGCGAGAAGCCCCGAGAGAUCUGGAGAAAUCUGGAACGAAUGGCCAAAUCAUACGAGCUAAAAGCAGUACAGCAGCCAAAUGAUUUAGAUCCGAAGAAAUUCGGUUUUCUUUUCAUGCACCGAGUACCCUCGGCGAAGAAAUCGAAGCUCUUAUUCCAGUGGAUUGGAAACGAUGCGGACGCAGCAAAGGAGUCGUUUCUAUGGGAGAAAGACCAUCCUUACAAUAAGAAAGGCUCCUACAUGUCGAUCGAGAAAGCUACAUCGCUACUUAACGAUCUAAGCGAAUUCAAACCAGCAGAAGCGGCGAUUCUAGUGAAAUUGAUCGCAAAGGCGAGACCAAAGGGUCACCCCCUCGUGUUGAUUGCCACAUCGAUGGAAGCGCAACAAAAAUGGCUAGACCUCGUCACUAACCCUCAAUUGAAGGAGGAGACUCCAUCAGCACUCUGGGAAGAGAACUUCGGCUCCCUAGAAUUCGAAGAGCUGAAAGGGCUAAACAAAUACUGCCCCGUCCUUCUUCUUUUGGUCGAAGAAGACCAAAAUCGCGGCCUAUUCCGCUGGCAAAGGUUAAACUUUCGGGAAACCGAAAGCGGCUAUAGAGCAAUUGUCUGGAACUACCAUCAGCUGGUCGCCCCAGGCAAAGUGAAGAUUCUACGGGACUUAGUCUCGUGGGGAAAGGGCCACCUUUCUAACAGACACAUCCGGCAGUCGGAGAAGCUUCGAGAGGCGUCACUGUGCGAGAAGUUCGACAGGAGCGAUUUCAAGCAGUGCAGCUUAGGCUUUGGUCGAGGAGUUUUGGCUAGAUUGGCAUGCUUGACAGCUUCGCUGGCCCCGCCAACAUGGCUGGACUUGGUGUCAGUUUCGGGACUGGGUUAUCGCCCGACAAAAGACCGAACUCAACCCUUUAACACGGGACACAAGACCAAUUUCAUCAGAUAG
This is a messenger RNA of Oikopleura dioica, 2991 nucleotides long. Lineage: Eukaryota; Metazoa; Chordata; Appendicularia; Copelata; Oikopleuridae. The record is from the annotation of a GenBank genome assembly.